CGCUUGCCAGGCACAACAAUCAUACCUUUGGCAAGAGUCAAACGCGUCAUCAAAGAAGACAAGGAUGUGUCAUUGAUCAAUGCAGAAGCUAUAUUCUGUGUUGCUUAUGCUACUGAAUUGUUUAUGGAAUACCUUGUCACAGAAGGAUAUCAGAGAGCUAAGCGAGACAAAAGAAAGACAGUUUACUAUAAAGAUUUAGCUUCUACUGUGACAGAGGUAGAACAAUUCGAGUUUCUUGAAGAUGUCAUUCCACCUACACUCACAUUA
Molecule: messenger RNA, 267 nt
Organism: Phycomyces blakesleeanus NRRL 1555(-)
Lineage: Eukaryota; Fungi; Mucoromycota; Mucoromycetes; Mucorales; Phycomycetaceae
Product: transcription factor CBF
Exons: 3
Cellular component (GO): CHRAC; nucleus
Molecular function (GO): protein heterodimerization activity
Source: RefSeq, a predicted model, not a curated record